AUGGAUCCGGACGAGCCCGAAACAGCCGAGUCAUCAAGUAGCAAAUCAUACCACCCAAUUCUGAUGUUAAAACCACAAGGGGAAGUGUCCCGGGCUUACAACCUUCAGGUUGAAAUGAAAGUCGACGACAAACAAUUCGCAGAUGUACAAGGUCUAAUCUCGUGA
This is a messenger RNA of Laccaria bicolor S238N-H82, 165 nucleotides long. RefSeq lists its product as uncharacterized. The record is from RefSeq and is a predicted model, not a curated record. Lineage: Eukaryota; Fungi; Basidiomycota; Agaricomycetes; Agaricales; Hydnangiaceae. Bases 1 to 165 code for a protein of 54 amino acids. The transcript is spliced from 2 exons.